Messenger RNA from Leptinotarsa decemlineata (Colorado potato beetle), 1021 nucleotides. RefSeq lists its product as uncharacterized. Lineage: Eukaryota; Metazoa; Arthropoda; Insecta; Coleoptera; Chrysomelidae. The record is from RefSeq and is a predicted model, not a curated record.
UUUUUAGACUUACAUGGAAUAAUGAGAAACUUAGCCCAACUUGAAAGAAGAGAAAACUGAACAAAGGCCGGUGGCAUUUAACAACAAAGAAUUUGACCUGAAGCUAGUCAUUAAUUGGAAUGCAUUCUGUUGUUAUGAUUUAGACCUUAUGCUAGGACCAUAAACUUGCUUUUGAGUUUAUCAAUUUUUAGGUACCUGAGUUGAGUAAACAUCUUGGACCCCUCGCCGGGUCGGUCUGGUUGGCCAAACAAGUUCUCUAGUCACUGCUGUAUCCUUUCGAAUUGCGAGUAGACGUUGGUUUUGUGUUCCCCAUUUUUGUAAUCCACCGUGUUCAGUUGUAGCCUUUCGCUCCUGCAGGUGUUGUUUAUUUUGGACUAUCGAACUUUUUGUUGUGUGUGCUGCCAUGGCUGAGUUUACGAGUCAUGAACAAGCCCAUAUCAUUUUUAUGUAUGGCAGAGCUGAUGGUAACGCAUCUCUGGCACGACGUUUGUACCAAGAACGUUACCCGAACCGCAGGGUGUCUAACGUCCGUGUGUUUUCCAACACAUAUCGUAGGCUGUCUGAAUCUGGUAUUCAUCAUGCUGAACCUGCAGUAAAUCCAGGAAGACAUAAUGUCAAUGUUGAGGAGCAAAUUCUCGCAGCCUUCGAAGCGGAUCCUACCACCAGCAUCAGAGUUGUAGCGAGAGAUUUAAACCUUUCGAUAUGGAAAGUGUGGAGUACGAUGCACAACGAAAAGAAAUAUCAGUUUCACGGCACGGGUGUGCAAGGCUUGGAGGAAGUGGUGUUUAUUUCGAGCAGCUAUUUCGUACUGCCCCAACGCUCUAUCGAUUGCACUUGGAUUUUCAUUGUAAUCUCCUACAGCACUAUCAUACAUUCCUUCAGCUUCACUACCGUAACCACUAUCGAGAGUCAUUUUCGUUUUCACGUGGUCAAUUUCAGAUAUUGUUUGUGUUUGUUGAAAACAAAUAUUUCUUCACAAAAGGCUCUUUCAAUACAAUGUCAGUGUGCUUGUUUUCCAUAA